AUGUAACGGAACUGAGUAUCCCUUUAUCGGAGAGCCAUCCCCUCUCUCACCACUAUUGGCAGGCACUGAAAGUCCCGCCCUCUCCCUCGCCUUUCACCAUCCGGUUUCCGGUUUGAGAUUAGAACGCCUACUGGGUAGGAGUGGGAGUGGCCUAUCUACCAACCAGGAAGCCUCUGCGCAUAUCAUAUAGUCACAACCUGACCAGGUGACGCUUUAUAUCUUUAUAAUCAAAACCAGAAAGGUAACGGUUUAUACAUAAUAUCUAUAUACAACCUGACAGGUAACGCUUUAUAUCUUUUUAGGCACAACCAGACAGGUAACGCUUUAUGACUUUAUAUCAAAACAUGACAAGGUAAUGCUUUAUAUCUUUAUAAUCACAACCUGACCAUGUAACGCUUUAUAUUAUCUUGUUAGUAUAUGCUACACGUGAACCUCGGGCUCCGACAAUUCUAUGCUAUUCCCCACUAUUCACUAGCGCUUUAUAUUUUUAGAGUCAUAUCUGACAAGGUAACGCUUAAUAUCUUUAUAAUCGCAACCGGACAAGGUAACGCUUUAUAACUAAUCUAAAACCUGACUGGUCCACUCUGUGUUUGGUAGCCUACUUGGCUGAGUCAUUUCCGACUGCUGCUUGAUGACAUAAAUGAAAAAGUCUCACCUAUAAUCGAUAUAUUAAUGUAGCUGCUUCGUAUGACAUAAGUAGUAUAAGAUGUAUGUACAAUAACCUCCUUGAAGCGAUUGAUAUAUUAAGCUGGAAAUAUUUAAUUCGAUGUAACAUUUGACAAACGUGUGAUACCUCAUCCUUAUCUUUAUUAUCACCUCAACUAAUUUGUACUUUACCAUGUUCUGUAAUAAAUAGAAUUGCACACUUUCGUGGAGAUACUUGUUCUGUAAUUAAUAGUAUAACACAACUGGACUCCUUUGUAUUCAGACUAUUACUAUGUUAUUAGUUGCAAGCUUGCAUUAUUGUCUUUCAAUCUUCUAUCCACCUAUUAAACAAUUGAUUCACACCAAUCCAUGCAAAUACUGGCUGGUUAAUGAACACUCAUUUAUGAUGUACUGAGCUGAAAACAUAGAUAAAAAAAGAAAAAUCCUUAAGUGAGGAAUGUUUCGUCAUCAACCACUUACCAAUCUCUUCUGUUGUGUAGGGUGGGUUAUGGAGUCUGCUGGGACAGAGGGGAACAGCCUAUCACAGACUGAGUUCAUCUAUUGCUGCGGUGCCGUCACAGAGGUCCUCCGAUUUGGCCCGGCUCACCUGAACCAUGAACACAAGGUUCUGUUUCUGGUCAUCCCUGGUAACCCUGGCAUCGUGGGUUUCUACAAGACCUUUAUGCAGGCUCUUCAUGCUUCUUUUGGCUUUCGACAUCCAGUGUGGGCUGUGAGCCAUGCCGGCCACUGCGACCCUCCAGUCUCCAUGGACAUGGUUGAGGAUGCCUCUAUCAUCGAAGAGGGCGACAUAUUCGGGAUCAAUGGGCAGAUUGAGCACAAACUGGCCUUCCUAAGAAAGCAUGUUCCCAAGGAAACCCGCCUGGUUCUACUGGGUCACUCCAUCGGCUGCUACAUCAUUCUGGAUAUGAUGAAGAGAAAUCCUGAGCUCCAGGUCCUUAAGGCUGUCAUGCUGUUCCCCACCAUCGAGCGCAUGGCCCAGACCCCCCAGGGCCGCAUGAUGACCCCCGCCCUGUGCCACAUGCGCUACCUGGCCUACCUGCCACUCUUCUUGCUCUCGCUGCUGCCUGAAAGGCUCAAGACCGCCCUGGUGAAGCUGGCCUUUUGCCGCAUCCAAUCCCUGGACAGCACCGUGGUGGCUCCCACCGUUGACCUGCUCAGCGGAGACUGCGCAGCCAAUGCUAUGUACAUGGGCAGUCAGGAGAUGAAAGGUGUUUUGGAAAGAGAUAACCUGACAAUUAAAAAUAAUUUGAAAAAGCUUGUCUUUUACUACGGGGCGGUGGACCACUGGUGUCCUGUCCAGUAUUAUCAUGACAUCAAGAAAGACUUUCCCAGUGGAGACAUAAGACUUUGCAGAAAUGGCUUCCGCCACGCCUUCGUACUGGACACGGGAAAGGACGUUGCAGGGAUGGUUAUCGAAUGGCUGUCCAAUGAUUUGAGGACAUGAGUUGGUCCUUGAUACUAAUAUCAUAUAGGGAAUAUGUGACUGAGGAACUCGAUGACUCCAUGUACCGGAUCCAAUAGGAAAAGCAAACUUUGAUUGCAUCAAUGAUUACUCGCCUUAAUGGGUUUUGUUAUUUUUGGACUGUGCGGGUAAAAUCUGAAGAAGUCUGAUGACUGGAGACUGUUUUUUAAAUACAGUGCUGUAUAAAUUAAUUUAUUAAAUUAUCUUCUUAAAUCGAGAGUUGUAAAGAGGGAGAGAGCAGAAGAAAGAACGGAAAAACAAGUGAAUCAGUGAGGGAAUAGCUGAUGGAGGGCAAUGCCAUUCCUAACAAAUGAUUCAUAAAUGAUAGCGCCUAAAUCAUACAGUCAGACGUAUUUACAGAUUAAGAUAAAAUAAAAUUGUAUUUUAUUAAUCCCGAAUGGGAAAUUUGGAUAAUUAGGAUGUGCAUUAUGAUGAUUAUGGUAAUGUGAUAAACUUUGAUAGACUGGACUGCCUAAAGAUUACUGCAACCAAAUUUAUUACGCCAGUCAGCUCCAGCCUUAAAGGGGUAGUUAGGAAUUUUGGACAUAGGGCCUGAUUCCAAAGUUAGCCUUGGUGUUCUUCAUCAUUGGAGACAGUUUUCAACACGUUUCAUUCAGUCCUUUUAGUUGCAGAGUUCGCUCGUGCUAGGCUAGCUCACGGCAACGGGCAAUACUGGCCUGCUAAUAAAACAGUCUUACCCUCUCCACACUACACCCGAGGUAAAUCAAUUAUAACGCCAGACUAUAGAUGUAAAUGUCUGUGUUGAUAGAAUAAUGUUAGAAAUAAAACUAACCUCGCAUCGCAUGAAUCAUCGCAUUUUGAGGGACUACUUUCUCAGCAGCAGCGGAAUUUAACCUAGGUAUCAGUCCGCCGCUGCCGUAGCCUACUACCAGGAAUAUAACACUGCUGCUGGGACACAGCAAGUCCCUCAAAAUGCAACGCAAUGCAAGGUUGGGUUUGCAACAUACAGCUGCUGCCACCUAGUGGACCAGAGGUUUAACAUGUUUUAAUUACAUUUUUAUAAAUAUAUAUAAAUUAUAAAAUGAAAUGAAAUGAAAGGCUGGGGUUUUGUUUUAUAUAAUUUGUUUAGAUUGUUAAGGAGUAGUAGUAUUGGUGCGUUCACAUCACUGGAAAUUAUGGUGAAAACAUUUUUGCGGAAAGUUCUCGUGAACGACACCUUAUGACGCUCUUAUUAUUCUACUUAAGUUCGGCUACUAGGGCCAGAUUUUGAUAACGGAGUUGCCCAGUUGGUGAUGUAUGGUUUACUAGUGACGCGUAUGCACAUGGCGGACAAUGAACAUUUUAGUCAAUAUAAAAGAUUCAACCAUCAUAUCACAUCCUCUGAUUGAUUUACGUUGUAACCGUCUGUUGGCAUCGACCUCGCUCAGUUUUAAACGUUGUGUACCCCUCCCCUACUGGUAAACCAGCUCUAGAUAGGGCAAGGGCAGCCUUCCAUACAGUGGCAAUACAAUGUGCUUUUUUUAACAGAUAAAAAAUCCCUGCGGUGAAGCACUUUUAGAUUCCCAACGCAGUGCACAUGAACGGUCACUGCCGGGAACAGCGGCCGUAAGCGUGAGCGUCAUCACUGGCGAGCGGUCUCGUUAUCACUAUCACGAUGAACGCGCCUAUAAUGCCUACAUGAGGCCGUAGCACAGUUAAUGCUGCCUCAAAACAGCUACAAGGUUCGGAAGCUCUUACGUGUCUUUACGUAAACCUUCCCUUCUUCCAAAAUAAUAAAGGCGGCUGCAUGCUUCAGCGUUGGUGUUACGUUGUUGCGCAAAAUGUACUCAAAGCAAUUCAUGCUCCCUUUUAGGUUGCGCGUGUUGCCAAGCAAUUUACCGCCAGAACAGUAGGUGGAGUAAUAUGUGGAGUAAAGUUUUUCGUUGAAGACGACCUCGAGAAUGACGUCUUUGUCUGUGGGAGUCGUUGGUUUGUUUAUGUGCCAGAUCGUGUUCUCCCCAUACACAGUGAAUGAUGGCAACAGACAGAGGAACAGGGGUGAUGAAGUUGUUGAUCAUUGGGGUUGUAUACAUGUGCAUAUCUCUCUACAUUUUAAAACGACAUAAUGUGUUGGCAGCAAAGUUAACUUCACUUCACGUUAAUACUUUUGUAUAUGAGCCUGCCGGGUCGUCCUUGCCUUCUGGCUUUUAAAAAUGGCGGUAUGAAAACAGGAAAUGUGAUACUCCAGACAGGAAAUAGUAACCAGACCAGCAGACCAAUCACAGCCUUGCAGGCUGCGUGGCUCGCGUAAAAGCUUACGUAAAAAAUUACGUAAGUCGAGAAAAAUCGCCCGACGCACGCAAGACGUGAGAAGUCGCGCAAGGGGUGCGCAAGGGCCUCUUGCGCUUGCGCUUACGUAACUGAGCAUAAAUCGGCCUUAACCCUUCAUUUGAUAAAAACGACAGUGUCACCCCUUAUGUUUUUUUCCCAUGAUGACUGAUUUAAAAAAAAAAAAACAGUGUUACCCCUUAUAUUUUAAUUGACAGGAACAAUUUUUUUUUUUUUUAUAUAUGUUUUUUUUCAUGACGACCAAUAAAAAAAAAAAGUGUUACCCCUUAUGGUUUUUUUCAAAUGACCAAAGAAAAACGACAGCGUCACCCCUCAUGUUUCAUCUGAUAAAACGACAGUGUUACCCUUUCUGUUUUUUUUCCUGACGACCAAUAAAAAACAACAGUUUUACCCCUUAUGUUUUUUUGACAACGACAACAGUGUUACCCUUUAUGUUUUUUUUCACGACGACCAAUAAAAAACAACAGUGUUACCCCUUAUGUUUUUUUUCAUGUCGACCAAUAAAAAACAACAGUGUUACCCUUUAUGUUUUUUUUCCUGACGACCAAUAAAAAACAAGAGUGUUACCCCUUAUGUUUUUAUUCAAGACGACCAAUAAAAAAACAACAGUGUUACCAAUUAUGUUUUUUUGACAACGACACCAGUGUUACCCUUUAUGUUCUUUUUCAUGACGACCAAUAAAAAACAUCAGUGUUACCCCUUAUAUUUUUUUUGAAAAAGAGAACAGUGUUACCCCUUAUGUAUUUUUCAUGACGCCCAAUAAAAAACAACAGUGUUACCCCUUAUGUUUUUUUUCAUGACGACCAAUAAAAAACAACAGUGUUACCCCAUUUGUUUUUUUUCGUCACGACCAAUAAAAAACAACAGUGUUACCCCUUAUAUUUUAUUUGACAAAAACAACAGUGUUACCCCUUUUGUUUUUUUUUAAAAAGUUAACAGUGUUACGCCUUA
Gadus chalcogrammus (walleye pollock) is the source of this 5368-nucleotide messenger RNA. RefSeq names its product lipid droplet associated hydrolase (gene ldah). Gene Ontology annotation, cellular component: lipid droplet. Gene Ontology annotation, biological process: lipid storage. Lineage: Eukaryota; Metazoa; Chordata; Actinopteri; Gadiformes; Gadidae. The record is from RefSeq and is a predicted model, not a curated record. Gene Ontology annotation, molecular function: lipase activity. The coding region runs from base 1103 to 2110 and encodes 335 amino acids. The transcript is spliced from 6 exons.